Molecule: messenger RNA, 3299 nt
Organism: Coniophora puteana RWD-64-598 SS2
Lineage: Eukaryota; Fungi; Basidiomycota; Agaricomycetes; Boletales; Coniophoraceae
Product: Pkinase-domain-containing protein
Exons: 5
Coding region: 69-3101 (1010 amino acids)
Biological process (GO): protein phosphorylation; intracellular signal transduction
Cellular component (GO): nucleus; cytoplasm
Molecular function (GO): protein serine/threonine kinase activity; ATP binding
Source: RefSeq, a predicted model, not a curated record
CUCGCAACUUACUCUUCCCCGCACUCUUUUCCCCUCCCGUUCUGCCCGAAGGAAAUGCUCUGCGUAUCAUGUUCACAACCGCGAAUCAUGCCAACCAGAGCACCCAGCAGCAUUAUUCUCCACAAAACACCCAUCAGCCAAACGGUCACCCAACCCCGCGCCAUCAGAACGGCGCUCAACCUCCCCAGCCAUCCCCCUCCCAGCCCCAUCGCCAGAACCAGGCAGCACAACCCAAGGAGACCAUACACGUCGUCGGCAUACCUGCCGUCUCCAUCCAGAAUGGCAAGCUUGCCGUUGGUGACUCCCAAAGCAGCUCGCACAGGUCGUAUACGCCCGUCAAGACUUUGGGAGAUGGUUCCUUUGGCACUGUCCUGCUCUGUGAUUGGCAUGGGACGCUACCGCCCAAUACCCCUCUGUCACCCAUGCAAUGUGGAGGUGGAGCACGUCCAGAAUGGGCAGGAAAGCGCUUGGUUGCAGUGAAACGGAUGAAGAAGAAAUGGGAGGGUGGUUGGGACGAGUGCAAAAAACUCAAGGAACUCCAGUCUUUGCGAGCAAUCCCUUUUCAUCCUUGUAUCAUACCUCUGUAUGAUUUCUUCAUCCUGCCAGAUACCAAGGAACUCUACUUCGUCUUUGAGUCCAUGGAAGGAAAUCUCUAUCAUCUCAUCCGUGCUCGCAAAGGCCGCCCCCUCGCAGGUGGCCUCGUCGCGUUGAUCUUUCGGCAAAUCGUGGAGGGCUUGAGCCACAUUCAUAACUGGGGAUAUUUUCAUCGGGACAUGAAGCCGGAGAAUGUGCUUGUAACCACCACAGGUCUCUUUGAAUACCGCUCGCUGUCGCCUAUAGCAGCUCCCAACACCACUGAGAAGGACGUCGUGGCUAUCAUCAAACUCGCUGACUUUGGUCUAGCUCGAGAGAUCACGAGCGCGCCCCCCUAUACGGAAUAUGUCUCCACUCGCUGGUACCGUGCUCCUGAGGUCCUACUCAUGAACCGUGAUUACUCGACUCCAGUGGAUAUGUGGGCUUUAGGAACGAUCAUGGCUGAGCUUGUUAACCUCCGACCGCUGUUCCCCGGCUCUAAUCAGGGCGACCAAAUCGCGCGGGUUUGUGAAGUUUUGGGAGAUCCUGCGGAAGAUUAUGGUUUUGAUUCUCGGGGCAAAGCUAUAGGCGGAGGACGUUGGGAUCACGGUGUUCGGACUGCCAGAGAGCAGUACGGCUUUGUCUUUCCCAAGACAACCCCUCGAGAUAUAUAUUCAUAUUUCGAGCGUAGCGUUCCCCGACGACUCAUCGAAUGCAUAUCUGACCUUCUCAAGUACGAUCCUGACAGACGCCUAACAAGCCAAGACUGUCUGGAUCACCCAUACCUUGCUGAGGCAUUGCCCCGGAAUACCCCGCCCAUGCCUCCUGCAUUGCAGGUCCAAGUUGGACCGGCAACGCUUUCCAGAACGUCCCUACCUAGCGGCGUUCACCCUCUCACCCCAGGAACAUCGCCCCGUAACAUUCCCCCCUCUCAUUCUCAUAGCUCUCUCCCAAGAUCAUCACCCCGUCACCCCUUUUCAGCAUUCAAAGGCAACGGUGGCGCUCGGAAUCAUGCGCAGGGCUCAGAUAUCCAGGAAGAGGCUCGCACAAAUGGUGCUCCUCCCAUUCAUUGGCCAGCCAGUCAUCAACGGAUGGAAUCGGACCAGAUGGAGCUUUCGCCUCAGAACGAUCACCCACCCGAUAUCCUUGGGCACGGUCAGCCCAUGACAGAUAUCCAGCCCUCGCCCAUGACACAAGAAUACCCUGCGCGCACACGCAUAGACUCGGAUCCUCAACCCAUGGCUUCUCAGGACGGUGCACAAUCACACGGCAACAAGUUGUCAUCGAAAAUCUCGUUGUCGUUUGGCAAGAAACAAUCGAAGUGGAGUUUCGGAUUUGGUCACCACGAUAAAGGGCAGCAGCAACAUUUACCUCCUGUUGACGAAGUUCCAAUUACUUCCACCUCUACAUCAUCGUUGCGCCGAACUCAAUCCACCGCUUCGGACAGUGCCUCUCUAGCCGACGUUGAUAUGCCUCCCAAAGAUCCCAAGGCUCGCCGGAAGGAGGCUGAGCGUGUGCAGCGCGAAGCCGAGAAGCAACGGCGCGCCCGCGCUGAACAGACUCAACGAGAGCAGGCUCGUGCUGUCAUGGAGAAGCGUAAUCAGCUUCUCAUGAACAAUGCGGCAGGCAAUGAACUCGAAUGGAAAUGGGCGCACACUGGUAGUCUUGUCAAUCGUAACGGAUCCAACGCCGAUGGUAUGAAGGGUAAGAAGUCAUCGUCAGGUCCCAUCCGACAAAACCAAGGGCAGUCUAUGCCCAAGGUGUCAUCGCCGACUUUGAGUGCGGCGGCUGGACGAUAUCAUAACCCUGGCGACAACACACUUUCUCCUGGCGACAGGUGGCGCGAUGAGCGGAAGGCCAGAGCAUGGCGCAUAUCUGUUGAUGACGACCACUCUGUCUCUUCGUCCGAUAUGCACAGUACUGGGCGUGCAUCUGUGGCUUCCUUCGGUACAGUCGACAGUGAUCCUGGGCCCUCGCGGGUGCGGCGUGCCAAUUAUCCCAUUAACAGGAUGACCUCAGCCUCUUCGCUGCGUACAGGAACCACUUCUUUCGAUGACUUCCCUAUUUCCGCACGUUCUUCGAACAUGUCGUUACAGCAUCAGUUUGUCGACAACUUGAACUUACGGACAUCAGUGGACACGACGUCCUCAGUCUCCGGAACUUCCUCACCUCCCCCCAUCAACCUUCUUUCUCUAUCACCAUCCCCGCACUCCUGGAUGCAGGCGCAGAAUCACCAAGAUUCGGCCAAUCCAACUUACGUGGUCCCGUCGAUUAUUCAAUAUCCUCCCACCUCUCAGAAGCCGUAUGAGGGUCAGCUCUACGGACAUCCGCCAAGUCCUGGCAUUGAGCCCCAUUCCGCAACAAUUAAUCCAAUAUUUAAAGUGCCACCUCUACCCUCUUCGCCCACCGAGCAGUUCAGCUCACCUCAUUCCUUGCCUCCCUUCGCGCAGCUUGAGGCUGUUGCCGAGGGAGAGUAUCCGCCACUGUCGCCCAUGUCAUUUCAAUCACCCGAUGACGAGUCUUCGUAGCAUCGACGUUCGUUGCACCAUAUUUAUCUCGCUUCAGUCUCAUAGGAACAAUCGUCACAUACAGGUUAAUCCAUCCUCUCAUUGCUACCUUUCAUUUUCCUUUUACCUACAUCUCACCCCGAGUGCUUCAUCUCCCAGAGCCCAGGAGGUUCAAUACAGGGCGAUUAAUCUUUGGCGCAAGCCUAACUUCGUUGAUAC